CUUACUUCUUUGCUGACCUCUUGUGGAAAAAUGCAGCAGUACUGAAAAGCAGCAGGAGGAGGAGGAGGAGCUUUCCAGAGCAGGUCUACCGAUCCGUGCCAAUGGCUUGUUUUUCACUAGGCAGGCUGUCAUCAUACGUUGCUCACGUGCUCGGCUCACCGGAUUGACAGCCCCACCUGUGUUUGACAGCAAGCACUCUGAACCUGGAGGGGCGCCAGGACGGCUUGGUUUUGAGGUUUCUUACUGCAUUUCCAGCGGCUAUUCAAAUGUGGCUGAUUGCCGUUUCUGUCCCGCUGCUUCCUGCUAUCGUCAUGGUAUCUGGCCGUUAUCGUGGCAAAGUUUCCACGCUGUGCCAUCGAGCUCUGGCCUGGGCACUGAGGUUGGUGCGAGGGAGAGUGUGUGUAAGGAGCACGCACGCCUUUGUGUUCUCCAAAUGCACCCAUGGCAAAGUUGACAGUGUUGUGGAGACCUUUGACCUUUAUGCGGAGACACAUCCCUCUUUGUGCGUUGGUCCAGAGACUGGUGGGGCGCUGGAAGACGUGGUGAGGCGCGUCGGUCCCUCCCGGGUGUUGGAGCUGGGGAUGCACUGUGGCUACAGCUCAGUCCGCCUGCUGCGACUGCUUCCCCCUGCUGGCAGACUGGUCACGGUGGAGCUAGACCCACUCACCGCAGAGCUAGGAGAGGAACUCAUACUGGUGGCUGGCUUCCAACACUCUCAGUUCCAGGUGUUGACAUCUAGCUCAGCGGAUGCCAUCCCAACGCUGCGUUCACUUCUUGAGCCUGAUCCAAGGACCUGGGAAGGCUUCAGCCUGGUGCUAAUGGACCACGAUCCGCAGCAGUACCUUCGAGACCUGCUGGCUCUGGAGAGAGAAGAGCUCCUCUGCCCCUCUGGCUGCUCUGUCCUUCUGAUCAACAGAAGAGCUGAAGAUCUCAGAGAAAUCCUGGAUCACAUCAGAGCGAGAGCAGACUGCUGCUGGAUCAAGACGGAGUUUCAGUUUAUGGUGGAAAUCUUCCACCAAAAACAAAGUCCUAAGGUGCAGUAGAUUGUCAAAGCAAAAUCUAAUGAUGUGGGUGUGUGAUUUCAGUUUGUGUCAACCAGUAUUGUUAAAUACAUAAUAACUUAUCGGUGGAUGUGUUGAAUGAAUGAUUUUGAAGUUGUCAAUCUGUUUUGUAAAAACUGCCUUUUUUUCUUGGAUGACUCAAUGGAAAAACGAAAUAAAAUAGUUUUUAUCUUUGUCUUCGGCAAAGUCUGAUUCAAAGUUAUUAAUACUAAUGAAACAAGUGAUAUGUGUUAGAGCAGCUAUGCUGUGAAUUUGUCUACAGUUUUUGUCUACAGU
Messenger RNA from Xiphias gladius (swordfish), 1337 nucleotides. Its product is annotated as catechol O-methyltransferase-like. The coding region runs from base 267 to 1043 and encodes 258 amino acids. Gene Ontology annotation, biological process: dopamine metabolic process; catecholamine catabolic process; developmental process. The record is from RefSeq and is a predicted model, not a curated record. The transcript is spliced from 5 exons. Gene Ontology annotation, molecular function: catechol O-methyltransferase activity. NCBI's taxonomy places the organism in Eukaryota, Metazoa, Chordata, Actinopteri, Istiophoriformes, Xiphiidae.